Messenger RNA from Trichomonas vaginalis G3, 666 nucleotides. RefSeq lists its product as uncharacterized. The record is from RefSeq and is a predicted model, not a curated record. The transcript has a single exon. Bases 1 to 666 code for a protein of 221 amino acids. NCBI's taxonomy places the organism in Eukaryota, Parabasalia, Trichomonadida, Trichomonadidae.
AUGCAAUAUGAGUAUCUAUCUGAUUAUCAGCGUCCAAUCUUUUUAUAUCGAGGUUUAAUUACUUUCAAAUUAAAUAAUAUUUCAAAAAUGCAACUUGGAUAUUGUAGCGGGUUUGCAAUCGAAUCAGAUGUAGAUUUUCCUAUUGACAUUGGCGAGGGCAAUAUUUCUUAUAUUAAUUUAGUUGAUUUAUAUUCAUGGGGAACAAUCGUUGAAUUUAAGAACAUAAAUGGAACAAUUAAAUACAUAAAUAUAAAUCAUUGCAGAGAUGAAUACGCAGAAGAUCUCAGAUAUUUCAAUCUUGUAAAUAGCAAGAUUAAAUGUCAGUAUCUGGCUGUUUAUAACUGUUACAAUGACUUUAAAUGGGAUGGAAUCUAUAUUUAUAGCUAUUCAUCUGAUACUUCCAUUUUGAUGGUAGAAAAUUAUUAUCUUCAAGAGAGUUAUGUUGUUGACAAAAAUUGGGCAACAGAUAGAAUCAAUGAAUCUACAAGCUUCUUAACUACUUAUUUUGAUGAUUUCGCACGUAUUAAGUUAAUUUCUGAUUAUAAUAAAAUUACAGGAAUGGUAGAUGCUAGUUAUCCAUAUUUUAGGAAGAAAUUCAGCAUCUUCAGAAAUAGAAGAAGACAAUUUUAUAUAGGGUGUCCAAAGGUGUGUUUAGCACAAACCUGA